Molecule: messenger RNA, 760 nt
Organism: Pollicipes pollicipes
Lineage: Eukaryota; Metazoa; Arthropoda; Thecostraca; Pollicipedomorpha; Pollicipedidae
Gene: blp
Product: mitochondrial import inner membrane translocase subunit Tim16
Exons: 5
Coding region: 141-533 (130 amino acids)
Biological process (GO): protein import into mitochondrial matrix
Cellular component (GO): TIM23 mitochondrial import inner membrane translocase complex
Source: RefSeq, a predicted model, not a curated record
CGGUGAGUGGGUUGCAUAAUGUUGUAUUUAUCCCCAAGGCCAUUGCUUUUUUUGUUGAAACUCGUAUAGACGGCUGCGGUAUUGCGCUAUCAGAAUAACAAGAAUCCUACAGCUCACUGCAAGAGGAUAGUUAAUUUGCUAUGGCCAAAUACAUAGCACAGAUAGUUAUCCAGGGCCUUCGAGUUGUUGGGAGGUCUUUUGGAAGAGCUCUGAAGCAGGAAUAUGAAGCGAGCCAGCAGGCGGCCCGGGCACGGGCCAGCUCCAGUAACACGUCCUCAGACUCUGCCAAUCCGUUCGGCGCCUCCAUCUCGCUCGAGGAGGCCAUGAAAAUACUGAACGUUGACAAGCUCGAGCCCGAGCAGGUGAAGAAGAACUACGAUCACCUGUUCAAGAUCAACGACAAAGCCCAAGGCGGCUCCUUCUACCUCCAGUCCAAGGUGGUCCGAGCCAAGGAGCGAGUAGACGCGGACCUCUCGGCCCAGGCCAGCCAAGCGAAAGACGCCGGUCGGGGGAACGACACCGGGCAGGGCUAGCAAUGCUUUAGUGGGGUAGGUGUGCGUGGGUGGGUGGAAGACUCGUGUAAUGGCCGUGGGAUAUCGUGGUUGAUCACGCGGUGGUCGCCGCCAGCCGCCGCGUUAGGUCGCCCUGGGCCGGAAGUGGCUGGUGACGGAUCUGUCCGCCUCAGGAAGUGUCAGCUGAGCGCUCGAUUACUCUGGGCUCCAGACAUUGUCGGUCGGUAAAAUACACGGCGCUCACAAUC